GUAAUAUCGGUUUGCGGAUACAAUUGACCAUUUUUAAUGCUUUAAGACAAAGUUGUGUUGUGUGCGGUGGCUUGUUUGGUUAUUCCAGUCAAUUAGGAUCGUUUUGUAUGUUGCAGUAUUUUGAAAUAAGUUUUAUCGAAAGGAAGUUUUAUUAAUCAUUUUCGAACGAAUUAACGUGAAACAACUUUUUAAUACCGCUGUGUAAAGUACACUUAAAGAUAGUGUGUUUAUUAUGAAAACUAUUUAUCAACUGUACACUUUUGACACUUGGAUUUCUGCGUAAUCCGUGUUUUACAUCAGUAUUUAUUUUAACACGUUUAUUUAUUGAAGAAUUUAUUUAAACAGUGCUGAUAUUAACCAUGGCGUGUGACUGGCUGUCAGUUUACAUCGUCGUAGUGACGCUUAUGGCAGCUGAAUUUCACGUCGUGAUUGGAUUCAAUGUGGACACGGAACACGUCGUUCGAUACCAGGGUGCCAAAGGGUCCAUGUUUGGCUUCAGUGUCGCAGAACAUCGGGACAGGGGGACGAGUUGGGUGUUGGUUGGUGCCCCAGAGGAGCAGACAAAUCAACCUGGAGUCGAAAAAGGUGGCGCUGUGUACAGGUGUGACGUGAGGAGGGACAACGCUUGCCAAGAGGUGCCCUUUGACAUCACAGGAAACAACAACAAUUCGGAAGGGCGACAGAUCGACCUCAAGUCUUGGCAGUGGUUCGGAGCGACCGUGCAGAGUUCUGGUGAGGACGGCGUCAUUGUGGCCUGUGCUCCCCGUUACGUCUGGUUUUCCCAGACUCUGAGCAGGAGAGAUCCCGUGGGAACGUGCUACGUUGCCCGAAAUUCCUUCAGGGAAUAUUCCGAGUAUUCUCCCUGCAGAACACGUAACUGGGGACACCACAGACAAGGCUCAUGCCAGGCUGGUCUUGGAGCUUCCAUUUCCAAGGAUGGGCAUAGACUGUAUGUAGGGGCUGUAGGCAGUUGGUACUGGCAAGGCCAGAUCUACUCAAUACACCCAAGUGUGCAGCUGCCUUAUACUCCGCGGAGAGGUUACGCGUACGGUGCAGGGCAGUUGUUCUCCCAGAGCCUGAAUAAUCGUCCGGCAGUCGUAAACACGAAGGAGGGUUCUGCUCUGGAUGACGACUCGUAUCUUGGUUACUCAGUUGCUGUUGGUGAUUUUGGUGAUGGUGAUGGGAGUGGGGCAGCUGUUGGGAUGCCUCGAGGCGCAGGCCUUCUUGGCAAGGUGAUUCUCUAUACGUGGAAUUUGACAAAUCAUCUGAACCUGACUGGGGAACAGCUCGGUUCGUACUUUGGCUACGCAUUGUGUGUGUCGGAUUUGGAUGGGGAUGGACGGGAUGACCUUGUGGUUGGUGCCCCACUCUACACUGACCUGUCAAACAACAAGGGGAAUUAUGAGACGGGGCGGAUUUACAUCUUCUAUCAAAGCUUAGACUUCCAAGACAGAUUUCGACAGUUCCAUAAACGGGAUGGCAAAAAUUCCAGAUCAAGAUUCGGUUUAUCAUUGAGUACUCUUGGAGAUAUUAACAAGGAUAAUUAUGGAGACAUUGCUGUUGGUGCCCCAUAUGAUGGCCCAGACGGCCGUGGAGCAGUUUACAUCUUCCAUGGUUCAGACAAGGGCAUAAUGGAGAAGCCAUCACAGGUAAUCCAGGCAGAGGAUGUUCACAGAACAUCUUCGACAUUUGGAUUCUCUGUGGCUGGUGGCAUGGACCUGGAUGAAAAUGAGUACCCAGAUCUGGUGGUCGGUGCAUAUGAAGCAGACACGGCCGUCUUCCUCAGAGCUCGUCCAGUUGUGAGGCUUGAUGCGACUGUCACGUUUCGUGACGAAUCAAAGCAGAUAAGUUUGGAUACGAAGGCAUGCACGCUACCAGAUGGCACUGAUGUUGUAUGUACUGAGCUCAAUGCAUGUCUGGAGUAUAGCGGUGUUGGCGUUGAUCGUAAACUCGACUUUGAGGUGCAGUUUUUGCUGGAUGCCAAGAAACCAAAGACUCCACGCAUGUUUCUGUUAUCAGAGGCAGGCCGUAACAUAAUGAACUACACGCUGCGACUUGACAAGGAUUUGCUCUUUUGUAAGAGUUUUCCUGUCUACAUAAAGAGUGGUAUCAGAGACAAGCUCACUCCCCUGGAAGCAGAGAUGCGUUAUAGUCUGCGUACCGGCAGCGAUGCCACCCUGGCAGGUAGACGUCGAGUUACUCGUUCGCUUGUCCCCGUCUUGGAUCAGAGUAAGGAUUCUGUGCGUCGUGACUCCAUUAGCAUCCAGAAAAACUGUGGGCCAGACAACAUCUGCAUACCUGACCUCAAGCUCACUGUAACACCAAGCGUCAAUAGAUAUCUCCUUGGCUCUGGUCACCGCCUGGAACUGGAUGUCAUUGUAGAGAAUAAGGGUGAAGAUUCGUUUGAGACGACAUUUACAAUGGGAAUGCCCGUGGGUGUCAACUAUAUCAACAUAGAGCGUAUGGACAAUGCAGAACAAGAGUUCCUUGUUCAGUGUUCAGCACCGUCACAAACCAACAACAACACGCUUCGCUGUGACCUUGGUAACCCGCUGCCCCAGAACCGACUUGCGCACUUCAAGGUGCUCUUGAAACCGUCUCUUACGGAAGUGAUGAAACCCCGGUAUGAGUUCAAAAUGAGUGUGAACAGCACCAAUCCUGAGCAGGAACUUACAACCGAUGAUAACAGAUUCAAGCUCGCCGUGCCAAUCUGGGUGGACGCAGAGUUGGAGAUACAUGGAGUUUCAGAGCCCCCAGACCUUCAUUACAAUAUGACGCUGUAUGACGGUGCAGACAACGCGACCCACGAAACAGAAGUCGGACCGCAACUUGUUCAUACGUAUUCGAUUAUCAACAGAGGCCCGUCCAGCAUCACAGAAGCAGAGGCGUACUUUGUGUGGCCUUCCUUUACAUUUGAUGAUGAAAACAUUUUGUACCUUGUUGAGAUGCCUGAGACCGAGGGUUCUGUGAGAUGCGAGCUCGUUGGCGACGCCAAAGCAAAUGCUCUAAAUUUAAAGUUGGAUCGCAAGAAGAAACUAUAUUUUGAACAUAGCUCAAGUUCAUCUCAUGUUGCAACGUCGGUCAGUUCAAGUACUUCAGUCUCCUCCUCCUCCUCCUCCUCCUCCUCUUCAUCGUCAUCAUCAUCAUCAUCAUCAUCCAGCAGCAGCAGUGGCUCGAGGACUCAGCAUGGCAGUCGAGAUGAAGAUCAUUCUGAUCGUAGACUCAUGACGUUAACAGAAGAGGAAAGGAGACGUUAUGAAGAGGAGAAGAAGUCGGGCGUUGAUGCUGAGGAAGAACAGUCAAGAACAAGCGGAAGCAGGAGUACUUCACAUGAUGUAGAAAGUAGAUACAAGGUAGAAAGUCGUCAUGGUGGAGGCAGAGGGCACGGGGGUGGAGUUAGAGUGGAAAAUGAAAGGGGACGGACUGAUAGUUAUAGAGGCGGAUCAGCUGUUGGCCAGGAUAGUGACAGUAAAGGAAGAGUUGAAGAUAAAAGGGGUGGUAGUGGAGUAGAUGUAAAUACAGGUGGUGCAGGGGUGGGGGAAGCAGAAGGUUCUAGGACGCACUCUUCACGUAACUUUUCUGCGACAUGGAGUGAAAACGGUGAGGCCCCACGCAGUUACAGUAACUACAGCUACUCUAACUGGACGUCUGGAGGGGAAGUUUCGGGCGUCGGUUCUGCCGCCUAUGGGAAGGGUAGCCAUGAGACGACAAGUUCUCAUCACUCCUCUUCUAGUUCAGCUGGCUCAGGAGGUGGGUAUGUGGGACAAGUUGGUAGCUCUGCGCACUUGGACGGUACGGGAAACGUCCGACAACACAGUUGGUCAUCAGGUGAUGCAGAAGGCUCAGAUAAUGUUGGAAGAGGUUAUCAAGGUGCAGGUUAUGGUGCUGGAGGUGCACAUUUAACUUUUUCGACUGAAACCUCAGAUAUUUCAGACAAUAUCGGAGCAAGGUAUCAGAGUCCGCAUCUGUCAAAUGCUGGAAGAACUGGUUUGGUUCAGGGUACUGGAAACAGAACAAGGUUAGAAGAGCAUCAGACUUGGUUGACUCAAGAUAAUGCUCAUGCAGGUACCAGUAGAUUUGGUUCAGAGCUGGAAGAAAGUGCUCGGGGUUCCGGUGGCCUUCGUCAUUAUAUUUGGACGCCCGAAAUAUCGGGAGAUACUCUUGGCAGGCAUGAAACUUCUAGUUCCGGUUUAGAUAGUGCCAGGGGCCAUAUUGGCAGAAAUUCACAUAUUGGUAUUGAAACAGACAAUGCGGCAGCUGGAAAGCAGUGGUAUUCGGGCAGUGGUUCUUCUCAGUACGGAGUAGUUGGCGGUGAAGACGAGGCUAGACGACAACAUGGCAGCCAUUCUGGUGGCUCAUAUAGUUGGAGCACUGUUGACAGAGGUGUCACACAGAGUCAAGGUUCAGAUAACAAUCGUGAUUAUGACGCGUGGACGAGAGGAGGACAUGACGCUCGUGAAACAAAUGCGGAUAAUAUCGACUACAAUGCCGGCAGGAGAGGAAGCGGAUCGCACGGUGCCGGUGGCAGUGUUGACGUAACACAGCACUACAGUUCCUCAAAUUUGGGUUACGGUGAAGGCACUGGGCAGCAUGGCUCUGGUGUCUCUCGGCAGUACAGUUCCCAUCGUGAGAGUGGUACGAGCUGGAGUUCAAGUGACAGGACGGUCAGUGAGAAUAAACUUGAAGGUACAGACGAUCAGUCUUCUGGUCAGCUUAAGUUGUACCGUAAAUACAGGCACCAUAGUUCCGUUGAAGAUGGUCACAAAGAAAGGCGGUCAAGACAACGACGUAAUGUGGACGAUGCAGAACUCGAACAGGCAACACGAUGCAACAUUACUAAAUGUUCGAAGAUGCGCUGUGUGCUCGGACCCAUGGCUAAGGGCGAAGAAAUUAAAUUUGCCUUCAGAUUCCUUGUAUGGGCAAAAACUCUCAAGUCGCUUGGAUACAACAGGCCUGCCAAUGUUUCAAGUUUGGUUGCAACACGACUAACACGCCUGCCAUACGUUGGGGCACCCGAUCAAGUCAGUCUGCGCACAGAAGAGGUCAUCACUGAAGUGGUGCCCACGGAUGCACCACUGAAACCAGAGAUUGUGCCCCUUUGGAUUGUGGUUCUGUCUGCUUGUGCUGGUGCUGUCAUUCUACUGUUACUCAUAUUCUUACUGUGGAAGUGUGGUUUCUUCAAGAGGAACAGGCCCAGUAGCGCGCCGGAAAAACAGCCGCUGAACCGUAAUGGUCAUUACGAACCUGGAGAUGAAGCGUUGUGAUUAUGCAGCUCUAAAGGGAGGGAAAGAAUAAAUUGACUACGUGGCAGCUUGCUGAAGAAGGCGGUGAUGAACCGUGGAUACCGAAACUGUAGACGAGUGUGAUGUGAUAAAAAUGUCACUUUUAUAAAUGUGAUGGAGAAUGGACGACAUCUCAGUUGCCAUACGUCUAUCAGUCCAAUGCGCAUUUAAAUUUCUGUAAAUGCGCUUUGUGGUCCAGUUUUCUCUGGUCUAGGAACAAAGACGUUAAGAUAUGUAAAAAUCAAAUGUAAAAGAACUGACUUUGCAAAUAUGUAACAUAAUAAUUAGGAGUAUUUUUACGAAUGAGAUUUCAACGCUGUUAGAGCUACAAUAAUUUUAAAGAGACAGAACUUUGGUGUUGAAUAACUUGUACUGUAAAUUUUUAACGUGGUACAGGAACCAUGUUUCUACCAAGAAAACUAUUUAUAUUUGAAGGAUGUCAUGAAUAUUUUUCAAUUUUGAGAUGGAAAUUUUGGGCGUAAAGAGUACAUACCCCUGCACUGAAGGGUUAAACAAUAGUUUGUUCACAUUGUCAAAUAGCUACAUACAGAACUGAUAUGCUUCAAAAACAACUAAUUUUGUUUUGAGAAAGGACGAAUCGUCAUAAACAUAAUUAUUAUAUUUUGGACAUUAAUAUUUAGCUUAAGACAUACUGUAUUUUUUUUUUCAAAGGCUAAUCUGUAAUGCUCUGUAAUGUUUGUGAGCUAGCGACUCAGCAUCUUGAUUCUCCUUACAACUAGACAAAGUAACAAGCUUGUUAUAAAUAAAUAUGGUCAGAAUAAAAUGAAUAUGUGCCUAAUAAAUGAAAAGAAUGCAUAAUA
Messenger RNA from Zootermopsis nevadensis, 6103 nucleotides. It is a transcript of the gene if, whose product is annotated as integrin subunit alpha inflated. Gene Ontology annotation, molecular function: integrin binding. The record is from RefSeq and is a predicted model, not a curated record. Gene Ontology annotation, cellular component: integrin complex; external side of plasma membrane. Lineage: Eukaryota; Metazoa; Arthropoda; Insecta; Blattodea; Termopsidae. Gene Ontology annotation, biological process: cell-cell adhesion; cell adhesion mediated by integrin; cell-matrix adhesion.